Messenger RNA from Punctularia strigosozonata HHB-11173 SS5, 1347 nucleotides. RefSeq lists its product as uncharacterized. The transcript has 5 exons. Lineage: Eukaryota; Fungi; Basidiomycota; Agaricomycetes; Corticiales; Punctulariaceae. The record is from RefSeq and is a predicted model, not a curated record. Bases 1 to 1347 code for a protein of 448 amino acids.
AUGACAUACCCUAAACAUGUCAGGAAAGAGGCCGCUCACCGAUGUGCCAUUUGCUUGGACAAGCCACCUAAAUCGGUUAUCAAUCUCUGCCAUAUCAUACCCCGUUCCGAACGCCUCGACAAUCUACGGAUGCUGGAGCGCGCGUGGAGAAUACCGGCGAAUACUUUCAGUCACGACACACGCUGGAACCAGAUAUAUCUCUGUUCUAACUGGCAUGCCGACUUCGAUCAUGGAGGAUGGAGCUUCCUUCCGUCUGGUACCGUCCUGAGCAAAAUCCUGGAAGGGUUCUCUCCCGGACAAACCGAAACUUCAUACGAUUACUGGCUAAAAUCAGUUGAAAAGCUUCGCAAGAAGGGGAAACCGCCUGUUUAUUUCUUCCAACCUCUCCUGUUUCUCGGAGACAACAAACCGAUUAUUCGCUAUGGUCCUCCCGAUCCGGACUCCCAGGAAUCUGCACUCAUGACCUACCAAGCCAUUCAACCACCCUACGAAGAGGUCACGUCCUCACUACCUAUUCACCCCUUCCCUGUCAUCGCGCACUUCAUGAAGAAUUGGCAGAAGCUCACCCGAGGACAGCAAACUGCCAUCUCAGCGUCUAUAUGGGAAAUCUGGGUCGACCGGUCGCCGGACAUUGCGAUUCCAGAAAUGUGGGGUGACGACGAUAACGACGACGAUUGCGGUGACGGUGGUGACGACGGCGACGAUGAUGACGAAGGUGCCAACGGUGACGGCGAUGGCGAUGGAACCGGGAGCGAAGGAGGAGACUGUGAAACAGCCGAUCGUGAAACCCGAAACGGUGCAAAAUCUCGCGAGGGUGGAGGACAUGGCGCCAGCGAAGACUUACCCCUCGCGGUGGGAACUCUACACCAAAGCACAAACCUCGUGCUGAUGCUGGCUGGCCGUACUCUCGUCGACUCGCGCACCGGCGACAAGAUUCCUCGGAAAAUGAAAGCUAUCGCUGCUUCUCCGUUGAGGAUGCGAGCAGGCAUGGAGAUGUCGAGCCCAAUGACGGAAUCAGACUGCUCCUGCUGCCCGCCGAGCGAGGACUUGGAAGAAAGCGAAGACGAAGACUAUAACCCUCUUCCUGAUUACGCACCCCAUACUCAGGCCGAUAUUCCAAGCUGGGCCGCGGGUAUCGAAGACGGAGACGACUCCCUUCGCGAGCACGAUCAACUGCCGGCCGUUCAGCGGUCUUUGCCGAAGCGGGAUAGAACUCUCGUGGCGUAUAGCCAGGAGAAAUCGCGCUCACCUCCGCAUGAUCCGGAUUGGACGAAAUGGGAAGCCGACACGAGUGGAAAGUGGGAACGCGCACUGCGUCCUCUAAAGCGCCGGAAGAUUGCAAAAUGA